Melampsora larici-populina 98AG31 is the source of this 1464-nucleotide messenger RNA. RefSeq lists its product as uncharacterized. The transcript is spliced from 14 exons. Gene Ontology annotation, molecular function: transmembrane transporter activity. Bases 1 to 1464 code for a protein of 487 amino acids. Lineage: Eukaryota; Fungi; Basidiomycota; Pucciniomycetes; Pucciniales; Melampsoraceae. Gene Ontology annotation, biological process: transmembrane transport. The record is from RefSeq and is a predicted model, not a curated record.
AUGUUUGAUGCGGAUGACAGGUCAGUGACGUCAUCGGUACAAGUGAAGAGUGCCGCGACAAUGCAAGGAUGCCUUCUGAGCUUGAUCCAACCUUUUAUCAAUCGAAUGUUGGAAGACCUUCAUGUCACACCCGAUCGAACUGAUAUCGGCUUUUACGCUGGCCUUAUCACUACAUUUUGGUGGGGAAGACUUUCAGAUCGGAUCGGAAGAAAGCCAAUCCUGUUGACCGGACUGACAGGUUUGUCAAUUAGCAUAAUCAGCUUUGGAUUACAAACUACCUUUAUCGGAUUGGUUAUUUCACGUUGUUUGGCUGGUGUGAUGAACGGAAAUGUGGCGGUGAUCAGAAGCGUAUUGGCCGAAAUUACCGACGAUACCAACAAAGCUCGGGCAUUCGAACCUAUCCCGGUACAGUGGGUAUCAUGGCAUAAUGCAAAGAUACUCUCAAGGCCACAUAUUCAUCAAAUAUAUCCUAUGAUCCAGGCCCUUGGCACCAUAGUGGGACCAGUAAUGGGCGGAUACCUCGCUCAGCCCGCAGAGCAGUACCCCAGUCUCUUUGGCGAGAUCACCUUUUUGAAGAAUUAUCCAUACUUUUUGCCAUGCUUUGUUGCGGGCUCGACAAAUGCUUUGGCAGUCCUAUUGGGGUUCAUUUACCUAGAAGAAACACUCGAAUCAAAGCAAACAAAGAAAGUAGAAAUCAGUCCACUUGUAUCCAAUCAAGCAGAGGGGUCGUCUUCCACAAACGAUCAGACCCCAAUUGGUCCUCCAUCUCUGAGAGACCUGUUUACUCCCACGGUCCUUACGGUCCUCUUGAGCUUUUUAUUUCUAGCGCUUCAAAAUUCAGCUUAUGCAACCCUUGUUCCACUUUUUUCCUACACUAGACUUGAAGAUGGUGGUCUCGGACUUUCCAUGAAUCAAAUUGGUACGGCACUGAGUACAAACGGUUUUGUAGCGGUGGCUUUCCAAAUGGGUGUAUUCCCCAUGCUUCAGCGAAGAUUAGGAACCUUACGCUUGUUUCGAAGUGUUUUACUUUUCGUACCAUUGUCGUUCAUACUAUUACCGGUCGUACGAUGGCUUACACUACGAUCUAUUGAAGUCAAUGGACCUUCCAGUGGGAAAUCAGUGGCUAUUUGGGGUUUAAUAUGCGUACUUGCUAUCAAAAGUUUGACCGGGAUGGGAAUGGUGUGUAUCAGUCUCUUACUCAAUGCAGCUGCCCCAUCAAAAUCGUCUUUUGGAGCUCUAAACGGUCUUGGUCAGUCAUGUUCCGCGCUAGCCCGGACUGUCGGCCCAGCUUCUGCAGGUGCACUUUUCGCUAUCAGUAUUAAUAAACACUAUCUUGGAGGGAACUUAAUUUGGGUAGUAGCCAUCUUCGUAUGUGGUUGUACUUGUUUGACAUCAUGGAGAAUUCAAUUAGAGGCUUCUCCAGUAAAGAAACCUUUCAAACGUCCAUUGCGAUCAACUACGUGA